AUGAAUAGAACGUAUAGAAAUGUAGUGAACCGGCUUAGCCCAACCUCUCAAUUCCCUCCCUUGAAAUCAUCCAUUGAAUCGCUCUGUAAUGCCAAAAGGCUUACGGAAGCUCUAAGGCUUGCUUUUAACAACCCCAUUGAAGCAGAUUAUACUAUUUACUCAAAUAUAAUUCAGCUUUGCAUUGACCUAAAGGCUCAUAAGCAGGGUCAUUUGGUUCACUCCCAUCUUAUAACUAUUGGGUUUCCCUCAAAUGUUCAUUUGGGAACCAAGUUGAUCAUUUUCUACACAAUGUCUGGUGACAUGGUGUCCGCCCGCAAGAUAUUUGAUAAAUUGCCCGAAAGGAAUGUGGUUUCAUGGACUGCACUUUUAUCUGGGUACUCUCAGAAUGGGGAUUCACAAGAAGCCCUUAAUGUGUUUGUUGCUAUGCGUAGGGAAGGGGUGAGGGCAAAUCAGUUUACUUAUGGAAGUGUUUUGAGGGCAUGCACUAGUGUGUCAUGUAUAAAUUUAGGAAAACAAAUACAAGGGUGCAUUCAGAAGAGCAGGUUUGUGGGUAAUUUAUAUGUACAGAGUGCGUUGGUUAAUUUUAAUUCUAAGUGCGGAGAAAUGGAGGAUGCUUUUUGUGUUUUUGAGUCAAUGGCAGAGAGGGAUUUGAUUUCUUGGAAUGUCAUGAUUUCUGGAUAUGCUUUUCGAGUUUAUAACAUUGAUGCAUUUCUGCUGUUCCGUUGGAUGUUCAGACAAGUUCUUGAAGGAAAAAUGGAGUGUUCCAAGAAGUUUGUUAUGGUUUUCACCAUUUGCUUAAUGGUUCUUUUAGCUUUUGGAAAUGCUGGAGUGUUGGCUGCAGAAGCACCAGCACCUUCACCUACUAUGGAGAGUGCUGGAGUUACUUUGUUUGUUCCUCUUCUAAUGGCUGUCAUUGCUUCAAUGGCUGCCGUCUUUUUCUGA
Solanum stenotomum is the source of this 942-nucleotide messenger RNA. Its product is annotated as pentatricopeptide repeat-containing protein At3g20730-like. The record is from RefSeq and is a predicted model, not a curated record. Lineage: Eukaryota; Viridiplantae; Streptophyta; Magnoliopsida; Solanales; Solanaceae. Gene Ontology annotation, molecular function: protein binding. The transcript has 2 exons. Bases 1 to 942 code for a protein of 313 amino acids.